Messenger RNA from Dunckerocampus dactyliophorus (ringed pipefish), 5340 nucleotides. It is a transcript of the gene eif4eb, whose product is annotated as eukaryotic translation initiation factor 4eb. The transcript is spliced from 7 exons. Bases 33 to 692 code for a protein of 219 amino acids. Gene Ontology annotation, molecular function: translation initiation factor activity; RNA 7-methylguanosine cap binding. Gene Ontology annotation, biological process: translational initiation. The record is from RefSeq and is a predicted model, not a curated record. Gene Ontology annotation, cellular component: eukaryotic translation initiation factor 4F complex; cytoplasm. NCBI's taxonomy places the organism in Eukaryota, Metazoa, Chordata, Actinopteri, Syngnathiformes, Syngnathidae.
CAAUUGACACUUUCCUAACACAGAUUUGUAAGAUGGCGACUGCCGAACCGGAAACCAACACAAGUCCAUCCUUGGCAGAUGAGGAUGGCGCUGAAGAGGCAAAGGAGGCUGGCCAGGAAGUUGUGAACCCAGAAUCCUACAUCAAACUCCCUCUGCAAAACAGAUGGUCUCUGUGGUUCUUCAAGAAUGACAAGAGCAAAACAUGGCAAGCCAACCUGCGACUCAUUUCAAAAUUUGACACAGUUGAAGAUUUCUGGGCUCUUUAUAACCAUAUCCAGUUGUCAAGCAAUCUCAUGUCAGGCUGUGAUUACUCCCUUUUUAAGGAUGGCAUUGAGCCCAUGUGGGAGGAUGAGAGGAACAAGCGUGGAGGACGCUGGCUGAUCACACUCAACAAGCAGCAGAGGAGAUUAGACCUGGAUCGCUUCUGGUUGGAAACUCUCCUGUGCUUAGUCGGAGAGGCCUUUGACGACUACAGUGACGACGUUUGCGGAGCUGUGGUCAACAUCCGCGCAAAAGGAGAUAAAAUCGCUGUGUGGACAUCCGACUAUGACAACCGUGACGCUGUAACACACAUAGGGAGAGUUUACAAGGAGCGCUUGGGGCUCCCCAUGAAGAUGACAAUUGGCUACCAAUCUCACGCUGACACAGCAACCAAAAGUGGCUCAACCACCAAGAACAAAUUUGUUGUUUGAGAAGUAUCUGGUGUGCCCCUUUUUCAGCUUCUUGUCUUAUUUGUUGUUGGUGACUGUGUUUACUUUGCUGCAAAGACUGCGGAAUGCAAUCCAAGACUACAUGCCAAAUAACCUGCCCAAGACUUGGACCACAAAAUAACACUUUAACACUGUGUGUACAUGGAUAGCAAUAUUCUGGUAUUAACCGCGUUCAUCCACACGUCUCUGGAGGAGAAACGCUUCCUCUGAAGUGACGUGAAGUUUUGAAGUCGAUUAUGACAUUGCUGGACGUCGCUCCGUCUGUAAACAUGUAAACAGGAUUAUGAAUGGAAUAUUUAUAACCAACUCAUAUAUGCUCUGUAAUCAAAAUAUGUAUUAGGUCAGUCGCCGGCAACCCGCGGCUCUUCAGCUUCCUUGUUGCGGCUCCCACGGCGAGCUCUGUGAUUUUUUUUUAACACCGAAGAGGAGGAAAUGUGCAUUUUCGAAAAGACUUUGAAAUAUCCGACUCACCGCUAGUCCAUGAAUGCAUCUACACUGCGUUCUGACUGCUGAUUGGAUGAGCAAGUGGUGUGAAAAAGUCACACUUAAAUAUUGUAGGUUUGGAUUAUUUCUCCCUUUAAUAAUGAAAAGUUUCAUUUAAAAACUGCAUUUUCUGUUGAGUUGUGUUCUCAUUGACUGAUAUUUCAAUUUGAUUGAUGAUCUGAAGCAUUUAAGUUUGACAAACAUGCAAAAAAAUCAGGAAGGGGGAAAACACUUUCUCACACCACUGUAUUCCUUUGCCUUGACUGCCGAUGACGCCGGCCUCCCCAGCCGUGUGCUUAAUAUGUGGCCAGAAAAUUAGCAAACAGAAAAUGUAACGUGGAAAAACAUUUUCAAAACAAGCACUCAGCUUUUUCUGAAAAGUACCCCACUGCAGAUGGGCAUGCAUGAGCAAUUUCGGAACUACUACGGAAGAUUGUUAAGUGGAUGAAGGCUCCAAACUGAACUACAAAUGCUAGCGUACUGUAGCGACUGCACUGGAGAUCGUAAGGCGGAGGAAGCCAUUCACAGAUGGAGACUAAAUGAAAGAAUCGUUCAUAAAAAUAUCACACCAUCUAUUCUCAGAAUUAAAAAAAUAAAUUAUUAACUAUUCAGAAAAUGAAAGAGACUCCUCCCUGCAAAGGAAGAUCAGGACCAAUGGAAUGGCAACAAACAUCACUAGUAGGCAAAUUGAUGAUUCAUUCAGUGCAAGCAUACUGAAUUGCCUGUGAUGAGUCAACUAACUUAAACCACAUGUGUCGAACUCAGGCCCGGGUGCCAAAUCCGGCCAUCCGGUCAUCCAGCCCGCAGAACUGUUAGGAAAUUAGCAUUGAGUUGACCCGCCUUGCAGACUUUACGAAACAAAGUGCUGACAGCAAUCUGCUUAAUUAAGCGAUUCCUCCGGAGUAAACUACUACUCGGGGAAUUUUAUAUAUUUUUUAAUGGAAACAAUAUUGUAUAUAUUGUAUAGUCCACACCUGCAAACUCUCCCGGGUUACACAUCUCACGGAUUGUGAUGUGUUUGUGUUAUGUGGGUUUCCUUAGCAGCUCCUUCAGCAGCAGACUGUUACACCCACGGUGUAAGAAGGAGAGGUUCCGCAGGUCCUUCAUACCGACCGCUGUCAGGCUCCACAACACCUGCACCACCUGAACCAUGUUGUAUGCACUAUGUCACUAUGCAUUCUUUACUUGUGUAUCUUGCUUGCUGCUGUAACAAGUGAAUUUCCCUGCUGUGGGAUAAAUAAAGUACUACUACUACUACUACUAUAAAAUACUGUAGCUUUUCCCAGGACAUUGAGAGAAUGACGGAAGAGUUGGUCGAUCAACAAUCACUUUAUUGAAACGAACAACCAUCUUUGCAUAUCCGCAUUGCAAAGUACACAUUUUAAACAGGAAUGAAUGGACUCAAAAAAAUGCACAUUUCCCCCAGUACGAUGUAAAAAAAAAUACAAAUAAAUGUCCGUGUGGGUGGGGGGGGGGUUAUGUCGAGUUAGGCCCACAACCUAAAGUAGGCUUUUGAGUUUUGGCCCCCUGUGUGAGUUCAGUUUGACACGAUAUUGAGCAGACACACUGAUAUGCAGAUACCAGAACUCUGAUGGGCUUUUUUAAUGUUUUAUUUUAAUUUUUCACAAGCGGGAACGACUCAAAAAAGCCUACAUAGUUCAGUGUUUAAAUGUUUUCAAAGUAGUCCUACACAUGCACUCUGCACUUCUGGUAGUUGAAUUCUGUUGUUGUAACAGGUAAAAUUUGAAAAAAGAUUAAAACUUUUAAAAGUUUAUAAGCUGUGUCAUGUUUUUGUGACUGCAGACCAUUUUUCUUUAUUGGAAGAGGAGGCAAAAUGGCUUUUUUGAUGAUAAAGGUUGCCGACGCCUGGCCGAGGUUAUUGCUGUCCAUGUAAACGUAGACAAUGGCGUAUAUUACGAGAGUGCAUCAAACUUUUUUUUUUUCUUUUUUUUUUUUCAAUCCCCCCAAAAAAAUUUUGGGACAUUUUCAACAGCAUGAGUGGUUUGCUUUAAGUGUGUAUGACAUUAAACCCUUUUAAUUUAUUCUAUUGAUUUGCCUGAAAAUUAUUCAAUUGUUAAGACAGGGUUUUAUGCUUUUUUGCCCUGACUGUUGCAUGUAAUCAAUCUUUGUAGUAUAUAUAUAUACAUAUAUAAAAUGACUGAUAUUUUUUUGAAAUAUAAUUAAAACAUAGGAAUUUUGCAAUUAUGUAAUUGAAUUGUGCUUUUUUUUUUGGACAUUUUAUACAGUCGAUCACCUGCUAGUUGCGGCGGUUACCUUCAGAUAGCAAUAAAUCCCUGAAUAAUAGAUGCACCCAUAAAAAUGCCUAUUUUGCUCUGUAAUGCCCAAAAAUAUGCCUUAAACCAGGGGGUGUCAAGUGCGUCCCGGGUACAAUUGUGGCCAAAAAUGUCAGGAAUAAUUUUACAAGCAUGAAGUCAAAUUAUUAAGAGAAAAAAAUUGUAAUCUAAAAAAGUAAUACAUUUAAGAGAAUAACUAAUAUGAGGAAAAAUGUCAUUUUAUGAGCAUGAAGUUGAAAUAUUAAGUUAUUUAAAGUAAUAUGAGAAAACAAAGUUAUAAUUUUUGGAAAAUUAUGUAGCCGAAAAGUUCAUGCUAAUAAUGCACUUUUUCACCUAUACCACAAAGCUCAGAUGUAGACUAUUUUUUCUUUUUUUUUAUAUAAAUAUCCUCGAAGCAUAUCUACGUAGGUUGGUCUACAAAAUAAUCAAAGUAGCCCUUGCAUCCUUUCGUUUUUCAGCAUAUGGCCCUCUGUGGACACUCCUGCCUUAAACACUAAACGUAUUUGAAAUUGUAAAAUGUAUGAGCACUCACCACUAAUGCUUGAUAAUGAAAGAUGAUCGAUAGGACAGCUAUUAGCCUGGUCGUCAGGCUACCGUGACAACCACUCCGCCAUCAUAAUCUAUACUACUUGCCAGUGAAUUCCUGGAAUUCCAGUAACUAUUUACAAUCACAUUAAUUUAUGUUCACCUCGCUGCAAGUUUUGAGGCCAGAUUGUAACAAAGCUAGAGCUAGCGCUGCUUUAGCCACAACCACAUAGGGCCACUUCAUCUGACACUUGCACCACUUUACACUUCGUAUGUUUGCUGUAAAAGAAUAAUGGUAUGUUAAUGACUGCAGUGGUUGGGUGUAUCAGAGAUGGACAGGAGGUGGAGUACAGGACAGGGAUCGUUGACUUUGUAGAGUGGUCCCAGGCAGACCACUUGCUCUUGAAUGUGGACAAGGCCAAAGAGUUGGUGAUCAACUUCAGGAGGAAGGUGACUCAAGUGGAGCUCGUCACCAUUCACGGCCGGGAGGUGGCAGUAGUGGACCACUACAAGUACUUUGGAGUCCACAUGAAUAGCAGACUGGACUGGAAGGACAACAGCAAUGCUGUCUACAAGAAGGGCAUGAGCAGACUCUUGCUUCCUGAGGAAGGUUAGGUCCUUCAAUGUGUCCAGCAAGCUACUGGAGAUCUUCCACCAGUCUGGUAACCGGUGCCCUCAACUUUGCUGUGGUUUGUUGGGGAGCACCACCAACAAAAAUGACAUAAGCUGGAUGGACAAGCUGAUCAGGAAAGCUGAACAGGUCGUCAGCACUCAGUUGGAGGCGUUUGUAACCGAGAUAGGAAGACAUUGAACAAACAGCUCUCCAUCAUGGACAACCCCACUCACCUACUCCAUUGGACCAUAGAAGGGCAGCAGAGCUCAUUCUCCAACAGACUCCUCCAGUUCCGUUCCCACAGUGAACACUACAGAACUUCAACACCUCACCUGCGUGUAAAAGAUAAUUCACAACCUUAUUACGCUGUACUGUCUCUGCACUCCCUUGUAUAAAGUGUACAUUUACUUGUAUUUACUUGUAUUUUUACACACUAUUUGUAAAUAUGCAAACCUUGUUGGUCUUAUUCUUUUUAUUUUAUUAUGUUUUAUUCAUAUUGCAUUGCAUUUUAUUGAAGAGUGUCUUUUUCUUCUGCAAUUGAGCAACUGUGACCAAGUAAUUUCUCCUGUGGAUCAAUAAAGUCCAAGUCUAAUAUACGGAGUCGUCAGCCCCUUUUCAAUUCUGUAUUAUAGUGUUAGAAUUUAAGACAUUGAUUCUCAUCUGUCAUUUGUCAUCUGACAGGCAGUGAAAUACAUUGCCAUCAUGAAAAAAAAGA